UCUCCCCCCGGGGCAGGCCGGGGAGCGGCGCCAGCGUCCGCGGCGGGGCCCGGCCUUCCCCCGGCGUGCCCGGUCGGCCCCGGGCCCUCCCUCCGCCCCGGGGCUGCGGGGGCCGCAGGCGCUGCCUCUCGCCGCUGGCGUCCGGCAGAGGGCGGGGGGCGGCGGGGGGGACGCGUUUCUCCGGGCCGUACCCGCAGGGGCUGCGGGGGCCGCCUCCGGCGCCGGGGGUCCCUCAGGGCCGGGGUCGGUCCCGGGCUGCCACACGGCCCUGCCCGGGCCUUGUUGCCUUCCCCCGGGGCAAGGGGCCCGUACGGCCUCGGGGCCGUUGGUGGGGACACCGCCCGAGCAGCGCAGCUGGAGGCGGGUGGCUGUCUGCUGCAAGCCCGUCCUCGAAGCCUGCCCAAACCCACCCUGCUUUAUUGGAAUGCCCGAAUCAGCGAUUGUGGGACUGGCUGUAUCCUGGGAGAAAGAAAGAUGUCGCUGAAACCGUUUGCCUACCCGUUGCCUGAAACAAGGUUCCUUCAUGCAGGCGGGCUUGUGUACAAAUUUAAAAUCCGGUAUGGCAACUUCAGCAGUGCUCCUGAUCUCAACGCUGGAAGUGCUGUCAAGGAGUUAGAGGAAGCGAUUCGAGUAAUCCUUGGAAAUCUUGAUGAUUUACAUCCAUUUUCUACAGACCACUUCACUGUCUUUCCGUAUCUGAGUAAAUGGGAGAGAGUAUCGGAGAUGAGAUUCAAACAUGAGAACGUCCUUCUCGUGCCUUAUCCCUACAUUUGCACUGUCUAUCUAGAACUCAACUCAUUUCAGCAGAACGUAUCUCGUGGUAAAGAAGGAGACGAGGGCAGUGAUGCGCUUGUCAAGAGAAGCAAUGAAGCGUCCGGAAGUCCUGCAGCGGAAGAAGCGGUGAAGAGGAGGAGAGUGGAAGUCGGAGCAGAGACCUCACGCCCACCGUUGGGUACGGACAGGACUGGAGCCAGGCACGGUGACUGUCGGAGUAAAGCAAAGCAGGGAUGUGAAACGAAUUCCUCCAAAGCAAAGGAGCGUGAGUUUAGUCCAGCAUCCCUUGGCGUGGGCUGUAACCAAGCGCUUUUCUGGGGAUCUGGGGAAUCUGACCUCGAACGAAGAACAGCAGCCAGUCAGGCUGAAGGCACGGUGCAGCUGCUGCAGCCAACGGACCCAACGGCCAACAAGGGAAGCGCGGAGUCCAAAGGAAAAGGUGUAUCAACGUUCUGGAGAAGCAUGAUCUUUUCGCCACUACAGCAUCUUUUUGGUGGGAAGAACUGACCUGGAAGUCCUGAUUGUGGUGGAAAGGUCACCUUGUAGCGUGAGUGUCAGGUGGUAUUGUUUCUCGUGUAAUUCAGCUUUUCACAUUGCUUGUCUUAAACGCUUUAACGGAAAGUCUGUUUUGUUCACCUUCUCAACUCAACAUCCUGAAGAUGUUGGGUUAGAAUGUCCUUUUCUUCACAGCCUAGGGUUUUUGGAAAAAGAGCAACAAGCUUUAAGAUUGUGAUCCUCGAGUGUCAUACAUCGGGAAUGUCACGUGGAAAAGUUCUUAGAUGAGGUUCUAAUAAAACAAGCAUCGACUCGGAACUGCGUGUUACUUUACUGAGC
Molecule: messenger RNA, 1608 nt
Organism: Chroicocephalus ridibundus (black-headed gull)
Lineage: Eukaryota; Metazoa; Chordata; Aves; Charadriiformes; Laridae
Gene: MAJIN
Product: membrane anchored junction protein
Exons: 11
Coding region: 475-1281 (268 amino acids)
Biological process (GO): homologous chromosome pairing at meiosis; meiotic attachment of telomere to nuclear envelope
Cellular component (GO): nuclear inner membrane
Molecular function (GO): DNA binding
Source: RefSeq, a predicted model, not a curated record